Nicotiana tabacum (common tobacco) is the source of this 1067-nucleotide messenger RNA. The record is from RefSeq and is a predicted model, not a curated record. Lineage: Eukaryota; Viridiplantae; Streptophyta; Magnoliopsida; Solanales; Solanaceae.
UUACAAAAAACUAUUUUCUAGUUUUGUGAAACAGAUGCCAACUUUAGGGGGCAAACUGCACUAUCCGUUUGAGGACAUUCUGUAAAUUGACGCUCCCCGCGCACGUCUCCCGGGGUUCGAAUAAAUAUUUGUUUCCCUGGAAAAUCAAAUGGUAGUUUCCACUUCCAGCACCGCCCCUUCCUCAGAUUUCAAUUGCUUUCGCCGAUGAAUUACGAGCAGAGACUAAUCGCCGCAUCGAAGUUCGUCUACGCCGGCUACUCAGCCGACGAUUCUCCGCCGGUCAACACUGUUGACUGGGGAGUCAAAGCGACUCUUAAACCUCACCAAAUUGAAGGAGUCUCAUGGCUCAUUCGUAGAUACCGUCUAGGCGUCAACGUCAUUCUCGGGGAUGAGAUGGGGCUGGGGAAGACUUUGCAAGCUAUAUCAUUGCUGAGCUAUCUGAAAUUCUACCUAAAGACUCCUGGACCAUUCUUGGUGCUCUGUCCUCUUAGUGUGACGGAUGGUUGGAUGUCUGAAAUGGCCAAUUUCGCCCCAAAAUUAAGAGUGCUAUCCUAUAUUGGAGAAAAGGAGCACCGGCGCAAUCUACGUAAGAAAAUGUAUGAGCAUGUGAACAAGAAGGCGUUGUCUGAUGGAGAAUCAUUAUCUUUUGAUGUGCUGUUGACUACAUACGACAUAUUAUUACUUGAUGAAGAUUUCCUAUCACAGGUUCCAUGGAGUUAUGCAAUAAUUGACGAAGCACAAAGGCUCAAAAAUCCAUCUAGUGUGCUGCAUAAUGUGCUCAAAGAGCAUUUUGUUAUGCCAAGGAAAUUGCUGAUGACCGGCACACCUAUACAAAACAACCUUUCAGAGCUUUGGGCUCUGUUGCAUUUCUGUAUGCCUUCUGUUUUUGGAACACUGGAUCAGUUUCUCUAUGCAUUCAAGGAAGCUGGAGAUCCUUCAUGUAAUACUUAAGCCUGUAAUGAGUCAUUGGCUUGCUUCUUUUUCCCUUUAAAGAUGAAUAUGAAAAUUCUUGGGUACUGCUUAUUCUUUUUGCAAUUUUGAUCAUUUCUGGUGUAGUUUGGGACGAU